AUGCGACUGCUUCCUGACGUACAGCGCAACCUCCUGCUCGAACAGAUAUGCUCUUAUGUCGGCUCGAACUCGGAUUUUCUGCUUCCCGACUGCGGAGUCCAUAUCCAAGUCAUUCCGGGUGUCACCGAGGGAUUGUACGGAUGGGUCGCCACAAACUACCUUCUGGGAAGUUUUGAUUCCCCGGGCACGCACGAUCACGGCAAGGGUCACCAUACGUACGGCUUUCUGGACAUGGGUGGUGCUUCUGCGCAGAUCGCGUUUGCCCCAAACGCGACCGAAAGCGAAAAACAUGCGAAUGAUUUGACACUCUUACGGCUGCGCAAUGUCGAUGGAUCAACCCAGGAACACAGGGUCUUUGUCACCUCAUGGCUCGAAUUCGGCGUUCACGAGGCGCGCAGGCGCUAUCUGGAGUCAUUGCAAGCGGCCAGCGCUAUUGGAGACGUCAAGGAGCUUCCUGACCCGUGUCUGCCGUCUGGAUUGCGCACCACGAUCGAUGGCAAGCUUCUCGCGGCGGAUGACAUUGACGGAAUGCAUCUGCUGGGAACUGGCAAGUUCGAUGAGUGUCUGCGACAAACAUACCCGUUACUGGACAAAGACGCGCCUUGCCCCGACCAACCCUGUCUUCUGCACGGGAUGCAUGUUCCGGCUAUCGACUUCGACGUCAACCAUUUUGUCGGCAUCAGCGAGUACUGGCACACGACUCACGAGGCGUUCGAAAUGGGUCACAAGGACAAGGCCUACGACUUUGCCACCUACCAGGAGCGUGUGCGAUCGUUCUGUUCGCAAGACUGGGCGACCGUAGAAAACGGUCUCGAAGCCCACCAAUGGGGAAAGAAGUUCGAUCGGGAAUCGGCCUCGGAGAUUUGCUUCAAGGCCUCCUGGAUCAUGAACGUGUUGCAUGAUGGUAUUGGGAUUCCGCGCGUAGGACUAGAGGACAUUGCGGGCUCGGGUCAUAACGGAACCAAGGAGAUGCUGUCCCACGGCCAAAGCAAAGGCUAUCUGGACUCCUUCCAGGCCGUGAACAAGAUCGACUCUACCGAAGUCAGUUGGACCCUGGGCAAGAUGGUACUCUAUGCCUCGUCUCAGGUUCCCUUGGAAACAGAAGAAGCACUUCCUGUCGGCUUUGGCAGCAAUGUUGCCGGCGUUCCGAGCGAUUUCCAGUACCCCAGCGUGGAGCUGCUGCCCAGUCCCGAAGGCAUCCAUGGCACAACGUGGCAUGAUGCGCUCCUCGAAGGGAGCUCGUCCCGCAGAGCCCCGGGCUUUGUCUUGUUUCUUCUCAUCGUAAUAUUGGUGGCCUUCUUCCUUUGUGGACGAGGCCGUCGUCUGAAAGUCUACCACAAGAUCAAGAACAUCUUUGGUUGGGGUGGUCCGUCUCAUCCGAACUACCCGAAGCGGAGGAGGAUGUUUGGUGGCAAGCUCCCGUUCUUUGGUCCUAGAAGCCCUACUUAUGAGCGCGUUCUUGAGGAAGGCGCUCAGGAAUUCGAUCUCGGUGCGAGCGGAUCCAGCCGCAGCUCGUUUGACGGGGGACGUCCGUCUGAAGCCGAUGCCGCCAGGUUUACGGCCCCUAAGCGGGCCUCCAGCUGGGGCAGUGGUAACACUACGCCCACCUUCAAAUAUGCAUUAGACAAUUCCUCAUCCGGGACUAUUGGCCUCGGAAUCUCGGCUGGGUCAGGAGCCAACGCGAUGGAUCGACAUGGGCUGGUCGUGAGGACCGAGAGCAGGGAUCAUCUGGCACCUUUGGCAUUGGGGCCGACAACCAAUGGACGCCGCUCCCGAGCAGGCAGUCCGUCGAGAUCCCAUCCCAAGUCACCACUUAUGACCCCUCUAGCAGACGACUAA
Aspergillus luchuensis is the source of this 1839-nucleotide messenger RNA. It is a transcript of the gene YND1, whose product is annotated as putative nucleoside diphosphatase (Ynd1). Gene Ontology annotation, biological process: nucleoside diphosphate catabolic process. NCBI's taxonomy places the organism in Eukaryota, Fungi, Ascomycota, Eurotiomycetes, Eurotiales, Aspergillaceae. The record is from RefSeq and is a predicted model, not a curated record. The transcript has a single exon. Gene Ontology annotation, cellular component: membrane. Gene Ontology annotation, molecular function: nucleoside diphosphate phosphatase activity. The coding region runs from base 1 to 1839 and encodes 612 amino acids.